Molecule: messenger RNA, 204 nt
Organism: Triticum turgidum subsp. durum (durum wheat)
Lineage: Eukaryota; Viridiplantae; Streptophyta; Magnoliopsida; Poales; Poaceae
Source: the annotation of a GenBank genome assembly
AUGCAGGCUAAGGGCUAUGUCACCGUAGAACAAGUUGAGAAGGAAUUCUCAUGGUCAACUGGCCGUGUAAUCGAUGCCCUUGAAACUUUGCUCAAGGAGGGACUUGCUAUGAUAGACGACGGGCACAGGGACGGCAAGCGUAGAUACUGGUUCCCGUGCGUCACCCUCAGUUCCGAUGCCUCCGGUUCCGAAGCAAAGUCAUAA